Molecule: messenger RNA, 2119 nt
Organism: Thermothielavioides terrestris NRRL 8126
Lineage: Eukaryota; Fungi; Ascomycota; Sordariomycetes; Sordariales; Chaetomiaceae
Exons: 1
Coding region: 57-2054 (665 amino acids)
Biological process (GO): DNA-templated transcription
Cellular component (GO): nucleus
Molecular function (GO): zinc ion binding; DNA binding
Source: RefSeq, a predicted model, not a curated record
UCGGCUUGUCCGAGAGUUUCCAAGCCGUUGCUGGCAUAUCGCCCCAGGCCCACCACAUGCAGCCGGGAAUGCAGCCCAGCGCCGCCGCUCAGGAGUACUUCGGGACGAGCAACGCCGCCCACCAGCUGCAUUCGCCCUCUGCGGCAACGCAUAACUCGGGGCCGAUACCGUCGGAACAAGAGCUGCCGCCGUACGACUUGCUGUACGCGCUGGUCGACCUCUACUUCAAGCACGUCAACACGUGGUGUCCGAUCCUCCACCGCAAGACCACGCUCGACUCGCUGUUUGGCCCGUCCGUGAUCGACGAGGAGGACAAGAUCCUGCUGCACGCCAUCGUCGCCACCGCCCUGCGCUUCUCGACCGACGUGCGCCUGACCGAGGACAGCCGGCAGCGCUACCACGACGCCUCCAAGCAGCGCGUGCUGCUCUACGGCAUGGAACACCUGUCGGUCAAGUCGUUGCAGGCGCUCGUCAUCCUCGCGCUGGAUCUGUGCGGAAGCAGCAACGGCCCGCCGGGAUGGAACAUCAUGGCCCUCAUCACGCGGGCCGUGGUACAGCUCGGCCUCGCCGUGGAGAGCAACUCGUUCUCGGUGGCGCCGGGCUACACGUCCAUCUACACGCUGCGCGCCAUGAUCCUCCCCGAGCCGCGCGACUUCAUCGAGGAGGAGUCGCGGCGGCGCCUGUUCUGGAUGGUGUACCUGCUCGACCGAUACGCCACCAUCGCGACGGCCUUCGAUUUUGGCAUCGACGACCGCGAGAUCGACCGCAUGCUGCCGUGCCGCGACGACUUGUGGAUGAAGAACCAGAAGGUCGAGACGCGCUGGUUCCGCGCCGACGACGGCAAGCCGGGCAGCCUCUGCGGCGGGGGCGCGUCGUCCUCUUCCGAGCACGAGGUCGACAAGCCCGAGAACCUCGGCGCGUUCAGCUACUACAUCGAGAUCCUCGGCAUCCUCUCCAAGAUCCACAAGUUCCUCAAGGAGCCGGUCGACAUCAGCUCGCUCUCCGACGUCGAGACCUGGCAGCUGCGCUACAAGGAGCUCGACAACAUGCUCGCGGCCUGGAAGUUCGGCCUGCCCGGCGAGUACGGCAACAUGGCCAAGCUGUUCCAGCCGGCGUCGGCCAAGACGCUCAACUGCGGCUGGGUCAUGCUGCACGCGACCUACCACACGGCCGUCAUCCGGCUGCACUCGUCGGCCGCCUACCCGACGGCGCGCUCGCCCAUCUUCACGCCCAGCUACUCGGCCAGCCAGCGCUGCCACGCGGCGGUCGAGAACAUCGCGGCCCUGUGCGAGUUCGUCGUCGCCAACAACAACAUGCUGGUCAAGCUCGGCCCGCCCUUCGCCUUCACCCUGUGGGUCGCCGCCCGCGUGCUGCUCGUGCACGGCAGCACCGUCGAGCGCAAGCUCAGCCCCCAGAUCGCCGCCUUCGUCGACACCCUGCGCGACAUGGGCCGCUACUGGCCCGUCGCCGCCCGCUACUGCGGCCUGCUCAGCCGCGUCCUCGACGAGCACCGCGAGAGCGAGCGCCACGGCCCCGCCGCCGAGAACCCCCCUAGCGUCCGCAUCCUCGCCGACAUGCGCCGCACCGCCUUCGACCUCGACUUCCUCAUCAGCCGCCAGCCCAGGCACGUCCCGCCGCUGCUUGCGGGGGCCGCCAACGGGGGGAGCAAUAAUAAUGGUGGCGGCGGUGGAGGAGGGGCUGGGACUGCAACUGGAAGUGGUGGUGGUGGUAGUGGUGGUGGUGGUGGCGGGAUCAUUAGCGGGUGGCAGAGCCGGCUGGCCAGCGCCACGCCCGCGUCGCGGACGCCCGCGCCGAACGAGCUCGAGUACCUGGACGUGUUUGACUUCUUCAACGUGCCCCGGCUGGCGGUCGGUCCGGCGAUGGCGGCGGCGGCGGCGGGGGUCUCGGGCGGCGGCGGCGCGGACGGCGGGAAUGGCGCCGAUGCUGGCGCCGGCGGCGCGGUCAUGGCUGGCGAGUUUAAUAUCACUGACUUCAUGGUGGAUGCGAAUCGGGACUGGCUGUUCCAGCAGGGCGAGUCGAAAUUUUUGGGCUGAUGUACAUGUAUUUAUACUUUUUAUAUGAUGUGUGGGAGCGGGAACUGGAGUUUAGGGGCUGGGAA